CAAAAAAUUCCAUAUGACAUUAGUGAUGACCCGCCUGUGAAUUCAAUAUGUAUUUAUUAUGUGAAAAAAUGGAUUAUCAAAUGUAAAGUGCACUGAUAUUUUAAACAAAAUGGAAAGGGAAUUCAUUCUGCUCAAAAUCAUAUGUUAACGGUACAGGCAGUUCAAAGUUUUUCCUUCAAGAUGUCGGUGAAAAACUUGGGGUUCCCACUUCCCAUAAAGAUAGAGGAAGAUCAAAAACUAUUUAUUGAUCUUGAUACGGAAGGAAGUAGCCCGGAAGACAUUGUUAUUGAGUGGCAUUUGGAAAUAAGAAGGUUUUUCGGUAGCUAUUCUGCAGCCUCUGGUGAAAUUAAGCUGGUCAGCAUUAUGAAGGAAUAUAUAACAGCUAUCACAGAGCGUGCAAUACAUUUCGAAGACAUAGUAAGGCUCCAGGAAAUGGUCGAACACCACAUGGAGCACAUUUAUUGGUUCUACCAAGACUCUGACAUCUGCUUCUCGGACAUGUACCUGGAUUACAUGGAACACAUAAUGACGUUCUACGUUAACCUCACCCUCAGGGUGCUGUUGGUGCUGAAGAAAAAGAUCAAGGUUACCCAGAAGAAGGUGAUGGACAUGACGCAGAAAGUUAUCAAGAGGCUGUCGUUCUACCUGCUCCAAAACGAGUAUCACAUAUUUCACGUGCUGAUCAGACAGACGACGACGUUGGUGGACGGUAUGAUCAAGGACGUUAUGAACAUCUUGAAUUCUAACAUAUGCAAGCAGAUGUUCAGGAAUUUGUACAUGCACUUUCUGGUUCUGACGCCCGUCAGGGACAUGUCGGACGAGGCGUUCUGCAGAGCCUUCAUCUUGUUCGAGAACUGGAAGGCCUUCGAGGACUAUAAGCAGGACGAGAAGAUCGACGAGUGCAUAAAGAACAUAUUCAAUCGCGAUGUGAGAACGAUCAGAGAUAACGAAUUCCUCAGCAAGAUACUGACGCCGAAGGCCUCGAUAAUGUCGGAACUGAUGAAGGUCAUGGGCUGCGAUCCGAGCAUAACCAAGGCCUACUUCGACUACAUAAAAUCCAAACAGAAGGCCGACGGAGAGAUCAUCGAUGACAUCGGAAAGUUGGCCUUGGAAGACGCCUUGCUCACAGAAACGGAAUUAGUCGAUGAAGAAGAUGAUGAGGAGGAGUACAUUGAAUUUUUCCACACGUUGAUGGGAGACGCGAAAUACAACUUGAAUGAAGUGGUGUUGGAUUGUAAGAGCGAAAGAAAUUCGUCAGAGGCUGCGGUGGUUAAUGAAGACGCUGAGAUACUGGUGUUGGACACCGAUUCAGAUUCCGACGUAGAGAUUGUAUCCAUCAUACCCAGCCAGAACAGCUUGAAGAGAAUGUCUGCUUCACCUAGAAGAUCGAGAAAUCCAGCCACGAAUAGUCAGCCCGUAACGUCUUUUCUGGAAAGCAUUUCUGUCGACGUGGAUACAGCAAGGAGAAAAUACGGUUUUAGAACGUUGGGGAACACCUCGAAUUCGCAGCAGAAUAAAACGCCCGAGACAAGCCAGACCCCGACGCCCACUUUACCGAGCAUCGCCGAAGAACAAACUCCUAGUUGUCCAAAUGUUACGGAAACCUGUUUGAUCUUAGACGACGACAUUUGCGAAACAACGCAGGAUAACAGCUCGGUAAAUCCGAAUAAAGAUCACCCAAUGAUUGUGGACACGAAUGAAACUGUUACAAACAUUGUACAAGAUGAAAUAGUUAGAAAUAUCGUACAAGAUGAGACUGUUACAAAGGUCGUACAAGAUGAAACUGUUAGAAACCUUGUACAAGAUGAAAUAGUUAGAAAUAUCGUACAAGAUGAGACUGUUACAAAGGUCGUACAAGAUGAAACUGUUACAAACCUUGUACAAGAUGAAAGUGUUAGAAAAAUCGUACAAGAUGAAAGUGUUACAAACAUCCUACAAGAUGAAACUGUUACAAGCAUCGUACUAGAUGAAACUUUUGAAAAAGAAGAAACUUCGAGAACAAAUAAUGUUGCCCCAACUAAUACCGAAGACUCUAGUUUGUCCAUCUCUGAAGAUCUCUCCUCAACCCCAGUAGAAAUUGAAACAUCUGAAAUUUCCAAUGCUCAACCUGUGGACAGGAAUAAAAUAAUUAAAGAUGCAGAACCAGGAACACUUGAAGUCUCAUCUAGUCCAGAGAGGAAAGAAGAUUCAGUUUCAAAAGUAACGGAAACUCUGAAAGAAGUACUUCCAGUUCCAAAGACCAACGGGGCAAUAAACCACGUUAACAGGUGUCCACAGUUGCUGCAAGCCCCAGAACUAGAUGUUGUGCAGGUCGUGUCUCCAACCACACCUGAGAAUGUAAAAGUGGUAGUCGAGAGGAUUCUCCCACUGGAAGAAUUCUCCGAAGGGAUCAUGGGAACCUUCCCCGAAGACAUUGUGCUCGAAGAAACAGUUGGUGAAAAUGAUUUAACCGAAGUGGGUCUAGUCGAAAGGGGUGGUUAUGUAGAUACUUCCGAAGACCUUGAAACGGAUUUCGAGAGAUUGAGUGUUGAACCUGCUGAAGUUGUCAUCGAUAGUGGAAAUCCAGUGGUGGAGGUUGAACAAUCUUCUCUACCUGUCCCUGAUAUCGAAAUAGAUCCUCCAAUAACUGAGAACUGUGAAUUGAGGAAUGCAUCAUCGAAAAUUGAUGCUUUUUUAACGGAACCAGAACAAACUGAUAAGGUGAAGCCCAUCCAGGAACCCGAAAACUUGAAUGUGACAACCAGUGGUGAAGUGAAAGAAGUCAGGGUGGACAAUAAAGGUACUGACGAUUCGAAUGCGUGUCAUAGGACGUUAGUAUGUGACGAAUCGCCCGAAAUCCAGAACUGCGACGUGGAAUCGGAAGUUUUAGACUGUCGGACAGAACCCACACAGUGCGAGAGUGGUUGCGGUCGGGAAGAAACGAUAGAACGCGUCGAGAACAACGUCGACUUCCCGACCGAUGCGCCGUCGCGACCCGAAGAGAUAACGCCCUUGGACACGGGUCAAGAUCUGUUCGUGCGUUCCCUCGACACGGGGCAAUUCGACCCCAACAGCCCAGCGUCCCCAGACCCCGUCGACGUGGCGUCGAAACCCCCCAACGACAAGAACGUGCCGCCGCUGCUGAGGAAGGGGCAACCACACGGCGAGUUCGGCUAUCCGACGCCUCCUGGAUCGGAGGAAGAACGCGAGAAGGACUCGGACGAGCAAACCCAGUUGAUCUACAGCAACAUCUUGCCCACGAAAAGUUUCAGCGUCGACGCCAGCCCCGUCUUCGAUAACGAGCAGGUGACGUACGAGGCGUUGACGCCCAAGAACGUACAAGGCGAGGAUUUUCUGUGCGAAGACGUCGAGGUGGACUGCGUUGAGAUCAGCACGGCGGAUGCCGAGCUGAUGGAAAGACUGUCGGACGAAGAGAAGGAUAGAAACGCCAGUCCGAGCCUGGGGAAAUCCUACGAACAAAUAGUGAAAGACGCCGUCGGUAGUCAGAACUCCACCGAAGACGAAGACGAUGACACUCACGUCGUUUCGAAAAAAGUAGUCUCCCUGGGUAAAGACGGGGACGAAGAUAUAAGUUUCGACGAUAUGGAACAGUUCCUCAAAAAUUGCGAUAACGACGACUAUCCCCAGACGAGUCGCAAGAAGAGAAAAAGACCGAGGGAAAAAACGACAACCUGCGCGAGAUCCCCGAAACGGGUGAAGAUAAACGAGAAGCCAGAGAUGCAUUUCAUACCGACCUCCUACGACGAGAACUCCAAGGACGACGUGUGGGGCAAACAGAACGAGUACGAUUCCUCCUCGUCGUCGUCGGACAACGACGAAACCGGUCCGAGCAGAUCGAAAGCCAAACGAAGACCUUCUCCGAUGCCACUCUCGAAAUACCUGAGCAAGAGAAACGGCGCCAACACUCACAUUCCUCUAUCUGGAAGGUUGACCCCGGACAAACCGCCGCCCCUCAAGGGGAUACUGAAGCGUAUCGAACAGAAACACACGUACCACCCCCUGCACAACGUGGACGACGAACCGGAGACGGUCGUCAUCGUGCUGCACCAGCGCGAGAUCGGUAGGGGUAAGAGGGGUUCAGUUGAGGUAAAAGUUUACCGGAAAUCGUUCUCCGCUUACAAAAUACCCUUUGACGAUCAUAAGUUAUGCCAUCACGCGUUCGUUAAACUGGACGAGAUCAAGACGGACGCCGUGGACGUCUGGGGAAGAGUGUCCGUCAGGACGAGAGUCUACGAGGAGGAGCUGUUUAACCAACCGGAAAAGCCAAUGUACAAAAUCGUGUUCGACAAAAACACGCCUCAGCUUAACUCGAACGAUAGAAAGUACUAUUGUGAUCCUUCGAUCUCGUCGGACUCAACCAAACCCAAAAGCACUUUAUACGAGUCCGAAAACGAACAAGGUAUCAAAAAGAAGAGGUCGUACGUCAAAAGAUCAACGAAGAAUCAAUCUGAUGAUGGAGCUAAGCCUGCAAAGAGAGGAAGAAAACCAAAAAGUCAUCCUUCCGAUACACCCUCUUCACCAAAGAGGCAGAGAGAAGUCAGCCCAAAGUACAACUAUCCCGUUCCUGCCACCUUGGAAGAAGCCCUCUCUACCUACGCCGAUUUCUAUAGGAAGGAAGAAGAAGAAGCCCUCCUGGAAAACAAUUUCAACAAUAGAGCGAGAAGCUUGCACAGGAUAGUCAAACGGUUCGAGCAGGCGAUCAAGCAGCACAGACUGGGUAAAGAGGUGGAUGUUGAAAAGUUACCAGUGCCGCCAGGAUACCCGCCAUUCUCUGAAACCGAAUGGGAAUCGAAAAUGGCUCCCAAAUCAGCUUCCAGGUCGACCUCAGAAAAGCCUAAAACUAAAAGGAAACCUUAUCAGAAAAGUUCUGAGGACUUCACGAAUAAAAAAAUUAAGCCUCAGAAUAUCACAGAAAGGUAGUAUUACACAAAAGGACCUUCUAGGUUCAAUUGGGAUUAAAGUUAUGGUAGAAGUUGAUGGUUAUGACGGAAGGAUAGGCUAUUAAGCAGGGUUCCCAGUUUGCUAAACAGAAUUAGAACUCAUGUUAGAGUUUGGGCUCUUAAUGAAAAAUAUUUAUUUCGUUUGAAUAUAUUAUUAACAUUCAUUUGGGAGGUAUAAUGAAUUUCAUUUUCAUUGUUAUGAAUAAUAUGAAUGUACUUCUUUUCCUACUUGUAGUUGUGAUUCUUGUAUUUCCCAAAUGAUAUUAUGGCCAGAGUUGUGAAUCUCUCAUCUCAUCUCUCAGUUUCAUACAGCAAAUAAUUUUCCCUACUGCUAUUUCUGACAUGUUAGUUUCGAUGUUUAUUGCAUGCUAUUUGUAUAAGUUGCAAAUUAUGCAUUAGUACAUUGCAGAUCAUACUUGAAAGAAGAAAUACCCAUGGGUCAAUCUUUUACGUGAAAUAAUUUUUUUCCUUCAUAUGAUCUGUGUGCUAAACAUUUCAAACUCAUUUUAGAAAUCAGUAGUAGGAAUAAGUUCCGUGUUCAACAAGUUAUUUAUUCGAACAUUGAUUCUUGAGGAAUUUCAAAUUGGGAUAAUUCACAAUAUCGUGAAUAAUGGAAAGAGGUUAGAAUCUGGUUAUUAUGAAUUAUUUCCAUUAAGGCUAUUUCUCAAGAGUCUAACUAUAAGGGAAAUUUUUUACUUUAUACCUCUGAAUAACCUGAAUAGCCGAGUAAUAUCUCUGGUCAUAAUGAACUAAAUAAUAUAUUUCAAGGAUGAAGUGCAAUUGUAAAUUGAAAAAUAUCGGCUUACUUCAUCUUGUUAUUGAGUUUUGUCUGUGAUUCAUAUUGUAAAUAAAUUAUUAUUGUAAAAUCACUUUGUAUAUAUCUUCUGUAUAUGUAAUUCAACUUUUUAUUGUUUGUAUAGUUGUUAAGUCAAUAAAAUAUUUUUAUGAAACAA
Molecule: messenger RNA, 5893 nt
Organism: Coccinella septempunctata (seven-spotted ladybird)
Lineage: Eukaryota; Metazoa; Arthropoda; Insecta; Coleoptera; Coccinellidae
Exons: 12
Coding region: 142-4920 (1592 amino acids)
Biological process (GO): regulation of transcription by RNA polymerase II
Cellular component (GO): nucleus
Molecular function (GO): RNA polymerase II cis-regulatory region sequence-specific DNA binding; DNA-binding transcription repressor activity, RNA polymerase II-specific
Source: RefSeq, a predicted model, not a curated record